AUGGAAGUGAAAGGUGCAUUUGCAUUAGGAGGUGAAGUGAGGCGACUUCAAAUUAUCUACUUCCUCAGUCAUCGAAUGGGUCGCGUAGAUCAUCCCCAUCUCAUUCGAGUCCACCAUCUUACCCGCAACGGCGUCUAUCUGCGAGACGUUAAGAGGUGGCUUUCGGAUUUACGAGGAAAGGACAUGCCAGAGGCCUUCGCUUGGUCUUACAAGAGGAGGUACAAGACGGGUUAUGUUUGGCAAGACUUGCUGGACGACGACCUCAUCACACCAAUCUCUGACAAUGAAUAUGUCCUCAAGGGAUCCGAGAUCAUCUAUUCCGCUUUUGAUAGUCCUCCGAAAUCAUAUGCCGAAAAGGAAAGUUGCUUGUUCACAGAGCAGCCCGUUAAGGAUGAGGUUCAGCCACCUACUCUUUCUAAACAAGAGGCCUUUCAUUUACACAAACAUUCCAAGAAUGAUAUAGAUAUCCAAACAAAAGUAUCCUCUGAAAUCAGCGACGAAUCACCUUAUGUGGGCUCAAAGGGGUCUACUUUGGCCAAUGAAUUUGAUGCAAUGAAAACCCAAGCAGAUGAGAACCACUCAGCUGACACACUCAACCCCAACUCCAACUAUCAACAGAGCAACGAGUCAGAAAACUCUUCUUUAUAUUCCAAGUUUUUAUUGAAGAAGAAGAAGAACAAGUACAAGGACAAAGAAAUGGCUCCAUCUUCUUUUUCUUCUUCUCCCUCUUCUUGGCAUUCAUCGUCUCAUCAAUCACCUGCCGCGCAUGGUAGUAAGAGCAAUUCAAAAGGCAUGUUCCGCAAUUUGAUCACUUGUGGUGCUGUCGACACAAAUGACGCCGUAUUAGUCAUGUUGAAUCGGGCCAAUAAAACAACUUCUUCCGACAAGUCUACCAGAUGGAGCAGCCAAGACAUUAUCAAGGCUGAUCCUAUUUGUAAAGCAGAUCACAAGAGGAGGAGUGGGUCUGCUGGAGUUUUUGGGACUUGUUGGAAUUCGCAGGGGCAGCCGCAGCAACCCCAAAAGCAUACUAGUACUGCUACUAGGAAAAGCUACGAUGGAGAAAAGGGCUCAAACAAGCAGCAAAAGGAGCCCGAGUUUAGUGGCCAAAAAUUGGCUUCCGCAGCUUACAGGCCCGUCGGUGGGCCGCAUUGCUCGCAGUGCAGGAAACAGUUUAAGCCAGAGAAAUUGCACUCACACAUGAAAUCGUGCAGAGGAAAGAAAGCUCUAAACAAGACUGCUGCAGCUUCUGUGGACAAGAUACCUCAAAUGGGAUCAACGACUUCAACUUCUGAACAAUCAUCUGCCGCCCAUUUUCUUGACCAGCUCAAUAUGCACAGUACGGACUGAUCACUUGUUUUCAAACAUACUGUUCCGUAGCCAGGAUGAAAGGAAGGGGCUUUUCUUUCUUUUCUUUUCUUCUUUUACUUUUUUUUUCUCUUAUGUAAAUUGAAAUACCAUAGCACAUUUGC
This is a messenger RNA of Prunus dulcis (almond), 1469 nucleotides long. RefSeq lists its product as uncharacterized. The record is from RefSeq and is a predicted model, not a curated record. NCBI's taxonomy places the organism in Eukaryota, Viridiplantae, Streptophyta, Magnoliopsida, Rosales, Rosaceae. Bases 1 to 1347 code for a protein of 448 amino acids. The transcript has 6 exons.